GAUAAGACUCACUCUCUCUCUCUCUCUCUCUCUUCUUGGUGAGAUCUCAGGAAUCACUUAGUCAUGGCUGACUCAGAGGAAGUGGUGGAGGAGGAAGUACAGGAAGUGGAGGAAACCGAAGAGGAAGUGGAAGUGGCGCCUCCAUCAGAGGAAGAACCAGCCCCUGAGGUGGAAGAGCCUCCGGAAGUAGAAGAGGAGCCAGAACCUGAACCAGAAGAAGCCCCUGUAGAGGAGGAGGCCGCAGAUGAGACAAAACCAAAGCCGAAAUUCAUGCCCAACAUCACUGCUCCAAAGAUUCCUGAAGGAGAUAAGGUGGACUUUGAUGACAUCCACAGGAAGCGUCAGGAGAAGGAUUUAUCUGAGCUUCAGUCUCUGAUUGAGGCUCAUUUUAUCCAGAGGAAGAAAGAUGAAGAGGAGCUGAUCGCUCUGGUCAACAGAAUCGAGAAGCGUCGCACAGAGAGAGCAGAGCAGCAGAGAGUCCGUUCAGACAAGGAGAAGGAGAGACAAGCCCGCCUGGCCGAAGAAAAGGAGAGAAGAGAGCUAGAGGAACAGAGGAAGAAACAAGAUGAAGAUGCCAAGAAGAAGAAAGCUCUAACCAACAUGACACACCAGUACGGAGGAAUCCAGCAGAAGGGCGAGGGUCGCAAAGGGGCGAAGAAACAGACGGAGAGAGAGAAGAAGAAGAAGAUCCUGGCGGAUAGGAGGAAGCCAAUCAACAUCGAUCAUCUGUCUGAAGAUAAACUGAAAGAGAAGGCCAGCGAGCUCUGGCAGUGGAUGAUGCAGCUGGAGGCCGAGAAGUUCGACCUCGGCGAGAAACUGAAGAGGCAGAAAUAUGACAUCACUCAGCUACUGGCUAGAGUCAAAGAUCACCAGAGUGCCAAAGGUCGUGGCAAGGCCAAGGUUGGCGGCAGGCUGAGGUAAACGUGCAGCGAAUCGAAACACCCCAGAGAUCCAGAAGACUUUGCCACCUUCUUCACAUAUGCAGUUGUAGUCAUAAUAAAGCCAUUGUUCUGUUUGACUGCA
Molecule: messenger RNA, 1023 nt
Organism: Rhinichthys klamathensis goyatoka
Lineage: Eukaryota; Metazoa; Chordata; Actinopteri; Cypriniformes; Leuciscidae
Gene: tnnt2e
Product: troponin T2e, cardiac
Exons: 20
Coding region: 64-921 (285 amino acids)
Biological process (GO): sarcomere organization; cardiac muscle contraction; regulation of muscle contraction
Cellular component (GO): troponin complex
Molecular function (GO): troponin I binding; troponin C binding; tropomyosin binding
Source: RefSeq, a predicted model, not a curated record